Durusdinium trenchii is the source of this 1794-nucleotide messenger RNA. The record is from the annotation of a GenBank genome assembly. Lineage: Eukaryota; Dinophyceae; Suessiales; Symbiodiniaceae.
AUGCCAGGACCCAGGUACGUCAAUCAGACUACAAUUGGCAAAGACCUGUUCGUCCGGCGCGUAGGAAAUAUCUUCUACGCGCACGAGCUUGGAGAGCAAGUUUUUCAAGAGAUCAUCUUGCACCAUGCGAAGGUUAAGACAAUUUGGCCUCGCUUCAUGUUGGAGGCAGUCCGCAGUGGCUCUGCACUGGCCAACCUGUUGCCGUCCAAUACAUCCCGACGGUGGCCUUUGGUGGAGGAUGUAUGUGUUUCAUUCACAGCAAUGUUACAGGAGUGCAAGGAGCAUCACGAGUUCACCGCAACUUCGAUUGAUGGCACGUUCAGAGUUUGCUUGACCAUUCUGGAGCAAGUUCCGUUCAAUGCGCCCAAGAAAGCUCAGGCGCGGCCUUUUCUGAUGAAGAUAGUGUUAGGGGAAGGCUCAGACCACAUUGCUGCAGGUCUACAACAGCGAAUCGACAAGGAGUGUCUCAACCAAGUUCGUUUUGUGGCCACAGAUGCUCCUAGCCGGCGGCUCUUUUGCAUUCUGAAGGAGAUUCUGCCGAAUUUGGAAGCGUUGCUGUUGGACCCUAUCCACUUGGCCAGGCGCUACGAGUCAUCAUCUGCCCGAAAGAGAACUGCAGGCUCGGCCACUUUGCGCCGUUGCCUGGCAAAGUUCUCGAAUGGAAGUGCGCUGCUCCAGAAGGAGAGUUUUUACACUGGAGAAUGCAGCCCGGCAGUCAGUGCCUAUGAGCAAACUCUGCAGCAGCAAAUCUUGGGUAGCUCGAUGCCACAAACCAAAGCUAAAAAGCUUUUAAGUUCUGUGGAUGAAAUGGAUGUAUGGGUGAGCCAUGUCGGUUUUGUGGAAAGGUUAGUUGCUAUGAGCGCCAUUUACCGAACAGAAGUGAUGAAAAACGAAGAGGGAAAGGCAGUGUAUCAUCUCUUAUGGCAAGCUGCGCAGCCAGAUCGUUUGGGGUGGCUCUUCAACAAUGCGCGCGCAAGGGCACGAAUGUCUGCGCAUUGGGAAUGGCCUUUGGAGUGGCAGGGCGUGGCUGGAUAUGGUGCAGGACACUUGCGUGGCAAAAGCGCGCAAAAGCUGAUUUACCAGUUGAAAAGGAGCGCAAGGAACAAUCUCUUUCACACGAAGACCAUGAGCCCAUUGGCGAUCACCUACAAUGACAAGAGCGUUCUUGAGAAUAUGCACGUGGCAUCCGCCUUCGAAGUCAUGCAGCAGGAUGCGCAGUACAAUUGGCUCGCCCACUUGCAGCAGAACUUCCUUCCAGAGAGUGCAUCCAAGGCUGUGAACUUGCAGCAGUACAUCCGAAGGGGAAUCAUUGACAUUGUCUUGGGCACAGACAUGGCCAAGCACAUCCAGCACCAGAAAUUUCUGGCUAGCCGCGUUGCCGCAGUGCAAAACCAAAACAAUGCCGAGGCUAAUGGUGAGACCAGCAAGAUGGAAUUUCUUGAGGCCAUCAUGCAUGCUGCCGACAUCUCUAACCCAUGCAAGCCCAGAAAGAUGAUGCUGCACUGGACUCAAAGAGUAAUUGAGGAGUUUUGGGCACAGGGUGACGAAGAAAUGCGACUCAACAUCGAGGUCAGUCCGAUGUGUGAUCGAAUCACGGGAGAAGACUCCAUUCCGAAGCAGCAAUUAGGCUUCAUUGACUUCGUGAUCACUCCCUACUACACGCCUUUGGCUGAAUUAAUCCCGGAGGUGAAAGAAGCGACCAAAAAUAUGUUGGACAACCGCUCCUUCUGGUUGGAGAAGGAAUCUCAGCAGGCUCAUUGCUCGCAUCUCUUCAAAGAGAAUGCCGAAGGAUGA